AUGGCGAACACAUCGCCUCAGUUUCACAACGGUCCAAGGAGAGGGACUGGGCGGGGGGGGGGGGCUAAUGGACAGCGGGUGCAGCCAAUCGUUUUAAAGAAGACGCGUUCCGACUCGCCCAAUGGUAGGCUCGGGGAACGCCCAGGAGGCGUGGCCGGCGGGCGGGGGGCGGGGUCUGUGAUGUCGGUGCCGCUCGCGGUGACGGGCGCGCGAGGAAUUUCAAACAUUCGGGACAGGAAGAGGAGCCGGGAACAGGGGGAGCGGGUCGGCGACACCAACACCGACACCGACACCACCGAGCCACUCCACUCACCUCCGCACCGCCUCGACCCGGAGGGCCGCUGGGGAGGAGAGGUCCAGCCGCGGUUCGUGUCGCGGUUCCCCGGGCGGAGAGGGGCGCCUCUGCUCCGGCCGGGAGCGCCGGUGUCUCAGGGACCCGGGGGAGAAGAGCGGGUCCGGCCCGGGCGAGCUGCGGUGCUGAUCGCCCCUGAAGCCGGUCUGCUCCGGGUCUCGGCGCGCUGCGUGGCGUUGCGACUCAUCCCGUCGGGCCGCUGGUAUUCCUGGCCGCGGGCACACCCUCCCGGCUGGCGGGUCGGGACUGUUAUCCUCGGGGUGGAGGGGGGUUACCAGCCUCACCAGCCCUGCCCUGUCCUGUCCCGGGACCCGCUCAGCCGGGGCGGCAGACAGGAAGCGGGGGUGGUGAAGCCGGCUGUCACCUCCGCCCCCCCCCCGGGGUGCCCCGGGUCCCGCCUCAGCGGUCGGAGCUGCAGCUUUCCGGUCUCCGACCCCUUUGCGGGUGUGGGGGUGCAGGACUCGCGCUCCGGGGUGCUGGUGCUGCUGAUGUCUGAGCCCGUUUGCAUGCGGACCCGCCCCGCCCGCCGGCCGCUCUCUCCACCAGCUGAUUGCACCGCGAUGUGGGCGACCGUCCGUCCGUCCGUCCAUUCCUCCUGCCGCCGGACCAGCGGGCUCGCUCUGUCUGGGGGCCCCCAGCAACAGGCCACAAAGACGGGGCUUCUGCAGACUGACCUGACGGUGACCCCAGAGAAGGCGGAGCCGGGGCCUGUCCAGGUGGGGGGGGGCAAGGUGCCCAUUGCACAGGGCAGCGAGCCGCAGGCGGCGCAUGAGCCCUGCGCGAGCGGAGCGCUGAGUGCCGGGGCCAUGCUGCAGGAGGGGGAGGCCGAGGCCGAGCUGCAGCGCCUGGCCCGCGAGCUCCAGGAGGCCAAUGAGGAGAAGCUGCAGGCGGCCCGGUACGGCCUGGCCGUGCUGGAGGAGAGCGCGGCCCUCAAGCAGAGGUACGCCGAGCUGGAGGGCGAGCACGAGGCCCUGCGGCAGGAGCUGCAGCAGCUCAAGGAGGCGCUGGCCGAUUCGGUGAGCAGCCACAAGCGGGCGGCGGCGGACGGGGAGAGCCGGGAGGAGACGCUGCUGCGGGAGACGGCCAGCAGGGAGGCGGCGCUGGCCGAGAGGAUCGAGGAGCUGCAGGCCGAGCUGCGCCAGGCCAGGGUGACCCUCGCCAACGCCCAGGCCGAGGGGGACCGGCUGGCCGCCCUCUCUGCCCAGCUCAAGAAGGUGAGGCCGGGGUCGCCGUGGGGACGCUCCUGGUACUGGAGGCUGCGGGCCUUACAGUCCUGGGGUGUCCUCGUGAGCCCUGGGGGCAUUGUACCGGUGUCUGAUGACUCCUCGGCCCGCGGGCCCGCAGAACUGAAGGGCUUUGUGAGAGCCGCGUCCCUUGAGAUGGUGGAGUUCGAGACGGUGAAGCUGGAGCUGAAGAACAAGGAGGAGGAGCUGGAGCUGCUGCGGGGGCAGCUGGAGGAGGCGGGCCGGCUGCGCGAGAUCGCCGAGCGCCAGCUGGACGAGGCCCUGCAGGGCCUGAAGGAGGAGCGCGAGCAGAAGAACAGCCUGCGCCGGGAGCUGUCCGCCUACGCCCUCAACCCCUUCGACUCCGUGGGCAGCCUGCAGCUGCACCUGGACGAGCUGCAGCUGGACGACAGCCGCGAGGCCGAGCCGGACCAGGACAGCGGCUUCAACAGCGGCAGCGGGGGGCCGGGCUGCCCCCCCUCCAGCGCCAACGGGCACCACCGCUACUCCACGCCUCGCAACAGCGACGUCUUCCUGCGGCCCGCGCCGGGCCUGGUGUCCGACCUGCUGAGCGAGCUGAACCUCUCGGAGAGCCAGAAGCUCAAACAGCAGCUGCUGCAGGCGGAGAGGGAGAAGGUGGCGCUGGCCGGGACGGUGCAGGAUCUUCAGAGGCAGCUGGAGGACGCCAAGCAGGCCCUGUCGGAGCAGCAGGGCAGGAGUGCCGCGCUGGCCGAGCAGCUGGAGGCCCUGCAGGGCGGUGCCGACACUCUGCCGCAGCGACAGCAGGGCCCCAGGGGGGAGCCGGAGAGCGGGGCAGACCCGGAAGGAGGUAAGGAUUGCCCUGAAGCGGAGCACCGCCUCCGGACGGCCAGCGAGGAGCUGGCCCAGCUCCGGAGGGACCUGCAGGAAGCGGAGGCCCGGAGCGCCGGGCUGGAGGCCAGGCACAAGCAGGAGAAGGAGCGCUGGAGGGCCGAGGCGCAGGAGCUGGCCGAGAAGAUCCGCCAGUGCAUCAGGUCCAGCCGGCAGGACCAGGAGCGGAUCCUGGAGCUGGAGAGGGAGAUCGGAGCCACCCGGAAAGUCGCCACCGACUCGGAAGGCCACCUGACCAUGGCCCAGGAUGAGCUGGUGGCCUUCUCCGAAGAGCUGGCCAACCUCUACCACCACAUCUGUGUGUGCAACAACAUGACGCCCAACAGGGUCAUGCUGGACUACUACCGGGAGGGCGGCCGGGCCAGCAGGGCCCACCAUGGCCCCCUGCGCCGCAGGCGCUCCUCCGAUCUCUUCGGGAAGAUGCUCUUCAACCCGGAUGGUGACAGCGGGGGCAGUGGGGAGUCCUCGCCUGUCGGGGGCAGCCCCAACUCCCCCACGCUGGAUUUCCGGGACCCCACAAACGUUCGCAACCUGGUGGCGGUCAUCCGGAACCAGAUCAAGCAUCUCCAGGCGGCGGUAGAUCUGUGCCGGCAGCGUGGGACCCUUCCCUGCUCUCCCGCCCUGGGUCUCCCCGAUACGGACAGGGACUCGGCGGCCCUGCUGGAGGAGGUGCUGAAGCUCAAGUCCCUGCUGAGCACGAAGAGGGAGCAGAUCGCUACGCUGCGGACCGUCCUCAAGGCCAACAAGCAGACAGCGGAGCUGGCCUUGUCCAACCUGAAGACCAAGUACGAGACGGAGAAGAGCCUGGUGUCCGAGACGAUGGUCAAGCUGCGGAACGAGCUCAAGGCGCUGAAGGAAGACGCCGCCACUUUCUCCUCUCUCAGAGCCAUGUUUGCCAGCAGGUGCGACCAGUACGUGACCCAGCUGGACGAGAUGCAGCGGCAGCUGGCGGCGGCGGAGGACGAGAAGAAGACGCUGAACUCGCUGCUGCGCAUGGCCAUCCAGCAGAAGCUGGCGCUGACGCAG
Molecule: messenger RNA, 3471 nt
Organism: Lepisosteus oculatus (spotted gar)
Lineage: Eukaryota; Metazoa; Chordata; Actinopteri; Semionotiformes; Lepisosteidae
Source: RefSeq, a predicted model, not a curated record